This is a messenger RNA of Fraxinus pennsylvanica, 3006 nucleotides long. The record is from the annotation of a GenBank genome assembly. Lineage: Eukaryota; Viridiplantae; Streptophyta; Magnoliopsida; Lamiales; Oleaceae.
AUGGUAAAGUUUUCUCCAUUAGUUGCAGCUUUACUGUGCAUUGCUUUUGCAUAUGGUGUCAAUGGGUAUAUCAAAUACAACACUGGGAGUGGCAUUGUAGAUGCGAAAUUGAACGUUCAUUUGGUUCCCCAUUCGCAUGAUGACGUGGGCUGGCUCAAGACAGUUGAUCAGUACUAUGUUGGAUCAAAUAACAGUAUUCAGGGUGCAUGUGUGGAAAAUAUUUUGGACUCUGUUGUUAUGUCAUUGCACCGCGACCCUAAUAGGAAGUUUGCUUUUGCUGAAAUGGCAUUUUUCGAUAGAUGGUGGAAGAGUCAAAAUCCAGAAAUUCAAGAAGAAGUACGGAAACUUGUUGAUGCCGGCCAGUUGGAAUUCGUAAAUGGUGGCUGGUGUAUGCAUGAUGAAGCUGCUACUCAUUAUAUAGACAUGAUUGACCAAACAACUCUAGGCCAUCAACUGAUAAAGAAUCAAUUUAAUAAGACUCCUCGUGCCGGAUGGCAGAUCGACCCAUUUGGGCACUCUGCAGUGCAAGCUUACCUACUCGGGGUUGAGAUGGGAUUUGAUUCCGUUCAUUUUGCACGGAUUGAUUAUCAAGACAGAGAAAAACGUCAGAAAGAUAAAUCCCUCGAAGUUAUAUGGCAGGCUUCCAGGACAUUUGGCUCUUCUUCUCAGAUAUUUGCCAAUGCAUUUCCUGUUCAUUACAGCCCACCAAAUGGGUUCUCUUUUGAAGUAAAUAAUGAUUUCAAUUCAGUCCAGGAUGAUCCCCUCCAUUUUGACUUUAAUGUGGACAUGAGAGUUAAUGAUUUUAUUAGUAGUGCUGUGAUUCAAGCAAAUAUGACGCAAACUAAUCAUAUUAUGUGGACAAUGGGCGAUGACUUCCAAUAUCAAUAUGCCGAGUCUUGGUUCAAGCAAAUGGACAAACUAAUUCAUUAUGUGAACAAGGAUGGCCGGGUGAAUGCAUUAUAUUCUACCCCAUCUUUCUAUGUGGAUGCAAAACGUGCUGCCAAUGAAUCUUGGCCUUUGAAAACUGAUGAUUAUUUCCCAUAUGCAAUCAGUGCUAAUACAUACUUCACUGGUUUUUUUACAAGUCGCCCCACCUUGAAGCGAUAUGUACGUAUGCUGAGUGGAUAUUAUCUGGCGGCUCGACAAAUUGAAUUUCUGAUUGGAAGGAGAUCAGCUGGUCCUAAUACUUAUAGUUUAAGCGAUGCUUUAGGAAUUGCACAGCACCACGAUGCUGUCACUGGUACAUCUAGACUUCAUACUACAAGUGACUAUGCAAAACGCUUGGCAAUUGGAGCGUCAGAGGCGGAAAUCGCAGUGAAUUCAGCUUUGUCGUGUCUGAUUGAUUCAAAAUUAAAUGGCCAGUGUGCUACACCCACAAUGACCUUUAGCCAGUGUCAACUACUCAAUAUAAGUUUCUGUCCACCUACGGAGGCUGAUAUUCCCAAGGGGAAGAGUUUGGUGGUUGUGGUAUACAAUCCACUUGGAUGGGAACGUAUUGACUUUGUCAGGAUCCCGGUUAAUGAUCAUUAUCUUGUUGUUAAAGAUUCCAUGGGCAAAAUUAUUGAGUCGCAAUAUGUAGAGUUGGACAAUGUCACAAGCAACAUGAGAAGAUUCUAUGUCGAAGCAUAUAUUGGAAUUUCACCAGAAGAAGCUCCAAAAUACUGGCUUUUCUUUCAAGUAUCUGUGCCACCUCUGGGUUGGAAUACUUACUUCAUUUCUAAAGCAUCUCAGAAAGGAAAUAGUAGAAGUGUGUAUGUGUCUAUGGUGGAUACUCCGAAGGAAGAAACUAUUGAAAUUGGACUGGGAAACUUGAAGUUGUCCUUUUCUUCAGCAUCCGGGGAACUUGAACGAAUGUUCAAUUCUAAAUCUGGGAUCGAUAUGCCAAUACAACAAAGCUAUCUUUGGUAUGCUUCAAGUGAAGAAUCUGAGUCCUCUGAUGCAUACCAUUUUCGGCCUAAUGGAUCUACUCCUCAAGCUGUCUCAAGAUCUGUUCCCUUGAAGGUCGCUCGGGGUCCACUGGUUCAUGAAGUUCACCAGCAAUUUGAUUCAUGGAUCUACCAGAUAACUAGAAUUUACAAAGACAAAGAGCAUGCUGAAGUUGAGUUCACUAUUGGUCCAAUUCCUGCGGAGAAUACUGUUGGGAAAGAAAUUAUUACAAGCAUGACAACCAGCAUGUCCACGGAGAAAGCGUUCUAUACAGAUUCCAAUGCAAGGGACUUUCUCAAACGGGUUCGAGAUUAUAGGUCCGACUGGAACCUCACCGUUACUCAACCUGUAGCAGGAAACUACUAUCCAAUCAAUCUUGGAAUUUUCAUAGCGGACAAUAAAUCUGAAUUAUCUGUUUUAGUUGAUCGGGCAACAGGGGGAUCCAGCAUUAAUGAUGGGGAAAUUGAAUUGAUGCUUCAUAGGCGCAUAAUAAAAGAUGAUCUGGGAGGCUUAGUUGAACCCCUUGAUGAGAUAGUAUGUGUGAAUAGUACAUGUGAAGGAUUAAUGGUCCGUGGAAAUUAUUAUAUGAGCAUCAAUGAGCGUGGUACUGGAUCCCGUUGGCGCCGGACAACUGGUCAAGAAAUUUAUUCACCCCUCCUUUUAGCCUUUUCGCAUGAGAGUGCUGAAAACUGGAUAUCUUCACAUUUGACAAAGGCGACAGCAAUGGAUCCAAAUUAUAGUUUACCUCUUAAUGUUGCAUUAAUUACAUUACAGGAGUUGGUUGAAGGAAGUGUGCUCCUCCGUUUAGCACAUCUAUAUGAGGCUGGUGAAGAUGCGAAGUAUUCAUUGCUUGCAAAAGUUGAACUGAAGAAGAUGUUCGCUAGAAAAACGAUAAAGGCGCUCAAGGAAACAAGCUUAUCGGCAAACCAAGAUAAGUCUGAAAUGAAGAGGAUGACUUGGAAAGUUGAAGGUCAAAAUGGCAACGACCCGGAUCCAAUUAGAGGUGGUCCUGUGGACAUGUUGACUCUCAUUGUCGAGCUCGGUCCAAUGGAGAUCCGGACUUUCCUCUUGAGAUUUUAA